UUUUCGCUUUACAUCGGUUGUAUAAAUAGUUCACUUUGCAACCGUCAUUGCACAUAACAUUCAGUCUGCAAUACACAUUCAUCAAGAAUUAUCAACAAUGGACUUCUCAUCAGCUAAAGUCGGAUUCGUUGGAGCCGGUAAUAUCGCUCAAGCCCUUGGAAAAGGAAUGAUUGCAUCCGGUCUUCUGAAGGCCAAUCAAAUGACAGCCAGUGCUCCGGAUGAUGGUUCGCUGGAUAUUUGGAAGACGUGGGGAUGCAAUACCCUUGUCAAUGACAAUACCUCCAUAUUCAAGGGAAGCAAUAUUGUUGUGCUUGCUGUCAAGCCAAACUUAUUCCCUGACGUUGUUAGGGAUUUGAAGGAAUGUAAUGGACCAGAAAAUCAGUUAGUUUUGUCUGUGAUGAGUGGGAUCACUAUUGAAGAACUUGAAAAGGGUAUUUUUUCACGAGUGCCUAAUCUUAAGGCCAUAAUUCGUGUGAUGCCCAAUACUCCUGCUUUGGUGGGUGCUGGUUGUGCAGUGUACUGCCUCAAUGAGCAUGCAUCGUCCAAUCAUGCUGAUGCAACCAUCAAAAUCUUAGAAAGUGUGGGAAUUUGUUGCCAGGUGCCUGAGUGUCACAUGAACGCUUAUACUGGAUUGUGCGGGAGCGCGCCAGCAUAUGUCUAUAUGGCGAUUGAGGCCCUUUCGGACGGAGCCGUAAAAAUGGGAAUCCCUCGACCGUUGGCGACCCAAUUUGCUGCCCAAAUGGUUUAUGGAUCGGCCAAAAUGGUUCUCGAUACCAAGCGUCAUCCUGGAUCGUUGAGAGAUGACGUGUGCUCGCCUGGAGGGACGACUAUUGCCGGCGUCCAUGCCCUUGAAAAGGCAGGAUUCAGGGGCGCAUUGAUCGAUGCCGUCGAGGCGGGGACCAAACGGGCUCAAGAACAAAGCGUUCACAAAUAACGAGGAUCCAUGAUCUGACGACGGCUGUCGCUUCCACCUUGUGAUUGUUAAACUCUAAAAAUGAUUAUAACUU
Molecule: messenger RNA, 1007 nt
Organism: Daphnia carinata
Lineage: Eukaryota; Metazoa; Arthropoda; Branchiopoda; Diplostraca; Daphniidae
Exons: 8
Coding region: 98-934 (278 amino acids)
Biological process (GO): L-proline biosynthetic process
Molecular function (GO): pyrroline-5-carboxylate reductase activity
Source: RefSeq, a predicted model, not a curated record